UAUCCACUUUAGCGGGAAUGAAAACCAACGGUUGGCUGAUACAAUGCAAUACUAGCAGACGGGUAGUGAAGCUGAAAAGCUAUUAUCAAUGGCGGGUACUGCUUUUUUUUCGACUCCCUUCUUCAAAACUUCACUCAUUUCUUCUCCUUCUCCCAGAAAUCCAUGUAACCCCGGUCCACCUUUCGUGUUAAACAUCGAAAAAAGGCCUCUUUAUCGAUGCUCCGCCAAGAAAAAGAUCAGCUUUGUUGAUCAAAUUUUAGACUACAUUGAAGGGGGUCCAAAGUUGAGGAAAUGGUAUGGGGCACCUGAUCUACUCCCAAAAGAUGGAUCGGAAGAUAAAUUGGAAGAUGACUAUCCAGAUGAAGAAAGGAAUGCUGUUUUGGUAACAGAUGGAGAUAGUGAGAUUGGUCAGAUGGUGAUAUUGUCUUUGAUUGUGAAACGAACUCCAAUAAAAGCAUUGGUGAAGAAUAAGCGAAGUGCCAUGGAAUCCUUUGGAACUUAUGUUGAGUCAAUGGUUGGAGACACAAGUAACAAAACCUUCCUCAAGAAAGCUCUUCGAGGCGUGCGGGCAAUCAUAUGUCCAAGUGAAGGCUUCCUAUCAAAAGUUGAGAGCCUGACAGGAGUAAAGCAUGUAAUUCUCUUAUCUCAGUUAUCUGCUUAUAGAGGUAGCAGUGGCAUUCAAGCUCUCAUGAAAGGAAAUGCUAGAAAAUUAGCUGAGCAAGAUGAGUCUACGCUUAAGGCCUCAGGAAUUUCUUACACUAUCAUAAGGGUUGGAAUGUUGGAAAAUACUCCAGGUGGAAAGCAAGGUUUCAGAUUUGAAGAGGGUUGUGCCGCAGCGGGAACCCUUAGCAAGGAGGAUGCUGCCCUUAUUUGUGUGGAAGCACUUAACGCAAUCCCACAAGCAGGACUAACAUUUGAGGUGGUUAAUGGAGAGGAAAAGGUUUCAGAUUGGAAAGAGUGUUUGACUAGAUUGAUGGAAAAAGCACAACAAUAACUUCCACUAUUAUGCUUAAACAAUGCACAGAAUCUUGCCAGUUGCCAUCCAUUUAUUUUGAUUUUUUCAGUGUUGAUAUUUCCCAUAAAUUGGUCGACAAGAGGAAGAAAGGGAGUGCUUAUUUGUUUGUUUGAACCACAAUCUGCCUACAUGUUGCUACAAUGAAAUGGUUUGUCACUUUCUCCAUGGACCAUGUGAAUUUCAAGUCUUCUUGUUAUGUCACUUUUGGAGUUAAAUAAGUAUCUGUAAUUUUGUCACUUAAUUAGUAUAUUUGCGAAAAUCGCUAUCGAAUAAGAGCUAUUAAACUUUCUCUAAUUC
Molecule: messenger RNA, 1312 nt
Organism: Pistacia vera
Lineage: Eukaryota; Viridiplantae; Streptophyta; Magnoliopsida; Sapindales; Anacardiaceae
Exons: 9
Coding region: 89-994 (301 amino acids)
Cellular component (GO): chloroplast
Source: RefSeq, a predicted model, not a curated record